This is a messenger RNA of Thalassophryne amazonica, 14803 nucleotides long. RefSeq names its product probable E3 ubiquitin-protein ligase HERC1. Gene Ontology annotation, molecular function: ubiquitin-protein transferase activity; protein binding. NCBI's taxonomy places the organism in Eukaryota, Metazoa, Chordata, Actinopteri, Batrachoidiformes, Batrachoididae. The record is from RefSeq and is a predicted model, not a curated record.
AGGGGGCGGUAGUGUUGUCGGACGCUGCGAGUUGCCAUCGUGACAAGCAGACGAAAGAGUCGGCAGGAGGAGAAGGUUAAUCAGAUAUUCAUGUCCGAGGGAGACCUCAGCGGGACGACGCGGGUACAGCAUUUAUCGCCUCUUCCAGUCACGGUGACUGUUAGAGUCUAGAUAAUGAUCAGACAUGGUGCCUUCCCAGACCCAUGUGUUGCUGAAGUGGCAGGAGCACUUUAAUAGCUCAUGGGCAGCAGAAGACACUUUACAGACCGCCACAAGGCAUGGUGCUGGCGCGCUCUACAACAAGCUCCUACACAACAAGGAAGUGGUGACUCUGGCACAGCCUGUUCAAGAACUGAUUGGCCCACGCCUACCAGAUUUUGAGUGUGAAUCUUGUGCUUCAGAGGAGAAGGAAGAGUAUCUGUCAUCCCUGCUUCACAGCCAGCGAUGGUUGGCUCACCGCAUGCUGACGCAAACCUCCUACACCUCGAGCCUCCACUACAGGCUGGUAGUCCUCCGGAGAAUAUUCUACGCCCUUGACAGCAAGUACCAUGACAAGUUCCGGGUGCAGCUGUCCUGUCACCCCGCAGACAUUGCAGCUGAAUGUGGGCAACUUGAUUUGGUCUCUAAGCCCUGCCUGCCCGGAGGAACAUCCAAAGUGAAAUCGGGUACAGAUGUUCUGAUAGAAAUGGGUGUGAAGACAGGUCUGAGCCUCCUUUUCUCUUUACUGCAGCAGAACUGGCGAUACGCGACUUCUGUGCACCCCGAGUCAGUGCUUUGCAAUGAUGUACUUGCCACAGCUUCCUCUGUGCUGGCUUCCCUGCCACCACUUUGUCUGGCCAAUGAGAAUAAGCUCCCAUCAGUUGGACUGGACUGCCUGGUACAGGUGGGCGAUUUCCUGAAGAAAACAUCUGUGAGCAGCGGGGCUGGCGGGGCAGACCCGACUGGUCGACGGCUCUCGCUGGAACUGUUGCUCAGCCUAGCAAUGCAAAGAGGCUCCCUAAAGUUUCUGUUGGAGUGGAUAGAGGUCGCUUUGGCUGCUUCUGUGUCCACUUACAGUUCUACACUGUCGUCCUCCCCUCCCCCCAGCUCCUUGCACUCAGGCGGCGUGAGCUUUGAUGUCAUUCAGCAAACCCUUCUUCAAAUGAGGCAAUAUUCGGGUUUCCGUGGGGAGUCUGUCAAUACUCAAGUGUUGAAGAAGGAUACAAAUGGUCUUUGUACACUCUCUCAGGCAGCUCUCUGCCUUUUUGAAGAGAUUUGUAACCUCGCGUCGUACUGCCUGUGCUCCUGCAGUACGGACGCAGCUGGUCCCGGCGCAGAGGAUGACACAGUAAUGGUCUAUGUGUGGGGCAGCAACAGCAGCCACCAGCUGGCAGAGGGGACACUGGAGAAAAUUCUGCUGCCAAAAUUGACACAAGGGUUCAGUGAUGCCCAGAUGAUUGAGGCAGGCCAGUACUGUACCUUCUCAAUAUCUGCAGACGGUUCAGUGAAAGCAUGUGGAAAAGGCAGCUACGGCCGUCUGGGCCUAGGAGACUCCAACAAUCAGUCAAUGCCCAAGAAACUUGUCCUGGAGCCUCACAGAAACAUGAGAAAAGUGUCUUCUUCAAAGGGCUCUGAUGGUCACACUCUGGCCAUUACAGUGGAAGGAGAGGUAUUCAGCUGGGGCGAUGGAGAAUAUGGGAAACUGGGCCAUGGCAACAGUGCUACACAGAAAUACCCCAAACUUAUCCAAGGACCACUGCUAGGGAAAGUUGUUGUUUGUAUCUCUGCUGGCUAUAGACACAGUGCUGCUGUGACCAAUGAUGGAGAGCUUUACACCUGGGGAGAAGGGGAUUUUGGCAGGCUGGGUCACAGUGACAGCCAGAGUCGGAAUGUGCCCACACUGGUGAAGAAUGUAAGUGGUGUAGGUCAGGUGGCAUGUGGCAGCUCCCACACCAUCGCCGUAGCACAGGAUGGACGCACUGUGUGGUCCUUCGGGGGAGGCGACAAUGGCAAGCUAGGUCAUGGAGACACCAACCGUGUGUACCGACCAAAGGUCAUAGAGGCGCUACACGGAUUCAUCAUCAGAAAAGUGUGUGCUGGCAGCCAGUCAUCGCUGGCCCUUACAUCUGCAGGACAGGUGUUUGCCUGGGGCUGUGGCUCAUGUCUUGGAUGUGGUUCCUCUGAAACCACUUCUCUGAGGCCCCGGUUUAUAGAAGACCUUAGUAUCACCAAGAUUAUUGAUAUCUCAUGCGGAGAUAGCCACUGUCUUGCUCUGUCCCAUGAGAAUGAGGUGUAUGCCUGGGGCAACAAUACCAUGGGUCAGUGUGGACAAGGCCACACUUCAACACCAAUUACUAAACCCAAGAAAGUGCUCGGCCUAGAGGGGAUGUCAAUACAACAAAUCACUGCUGGUACUUCUCACAGCCUGGCUUGGACUGCAGUUCCAAAAGACCGGCAAUUGGUGGCAUGGCAUAGGCCCUUUUGUGUCGACCUGGAGGAGAGCACGUUCAGUUACUUACGCAACUUUCUUGAAAACUAUUGUGAUGGCAUAGGAAAUGACACGCCCCCUGCCCCAUUUUUAUCUAAAAGGGAUCACCACCAGUUUCUUUUGCUGUGCAUGAAGCUGCUGUCCAUUCACUUGUCUUUGGCCCAUGCUGGGGGCACCGGUGCCAUGGUUUUGGGUGCUCAGGGCAGGCCACUCAGAAACCUGCUCUUCAGACUCAUAGACACCAAUAUGCCAGACUCUAUACAGCAGGCAGUUAUGAACACAUCGUCCAUUGGUGCUUCCUUGCUGUUACCUCCUCUGAGGGAAAGAACAGAACUACUUCUUUCCCUUCUUCCUCAGGGCCCACAGAGUUGGAACAUUCUUUCCAAAGGACAGUGUCUGCAGUUAGACAUGGUCCUCAGUAACCUUCAGGAGCAGAGCCAUAUAGCCUCAUUGUUAGGUUACAACAAUUUUGGGGAGGUGACAAAUCUGGGAUUCCCUGUGACACCUGUUAUGUCAGCACAGCCAACAUCCUCAUCCAGUUCUGCUGUGACCUCUGACCCUCUGCACUUGGCAGAGGUGCUGCUCAGAAACCUUCUGCUCAGCAUUGGCUUUUACACGGAGAGAGCGUUUGGGGAGUUGGAGAAAAACAGUGACAAACAGCUGUUGACUGAUAAUCAGGGACACAGUGAUUUUCCCUCUCAUUUUCACCAGCUGUUGUCUGGAUUGCACAAACACCUCCUUGCCCACUGCUACAUCCACUCCAGCCCAGAGGAUGACAGCAGUGUAACGCUGCUUCGAGAGCAUCUGUCCCUGUUGCUUCCCUGCGCUGCUGAGACACUCAGGAGGUCCACGCGGCUGCUAAAGGAGAGUUUACUGGACAAACAAAUUAUCAAGACGUUGUACAUGGUCUUGUAUCACUCCGUGGCUGGUAGCCUACUGUGCCAGGUAAUGUAUUCACUGCUGCUGCUACCUCUGAGCACAGUUCAACCUCUUCUGAGCUAUUUGCUGGUCUUGUUGGAGCGCCUGAAUGACUUUAACAGGUUACUACCAGAAACAAGUCAGAUGGAGGAUCAAGAACUGAGGAUGGAGGCUCAAAAAGUCUGCAUAGAAAAAGGGGAAGAUUCAUCGCUUGGACAGCAGCAGCAGGAGAAGGAUUGCAAGUGGGUUUGGCUGUUGGAUCUGGAGCGGACUGUAGCGCUGGUAGUUGGCCAUUGCAUCGGUGGCAUGCUGCAGGGUCCACCGCCCUCAUGUCAGGAGAGAGCAUCAGAAUUCUGGCUGUCAAAUAUGCUCCUCAGGAAUGGCCUUGAAAUGGAGUUUGAACAACUUGACUCGAGCAUGGCUUGGCUGACUGAGAUGGUGCUGCUGGGCAGUACUGAUGCCAGACUGGCAGAGCUGAGUCUGAAUGAGAAACCAGUACUUUACUGGAACUGGGCACUGGGAUCUUCCAGAGAACCUGCAAAUGGUCUGUGGCGAAAGAUGAAGGAGUAUGCUCAGAGCAGAGAGUGGGAGAUAAACAGUUCUUCAGGUGAAGGUCUGCUGCUGCAGGCUGUGUGUCGCUGCAGUCUAGCUGUCCUUCUGAAACACACUGGGCUGCAAGAUGAGGCUUGGUGUCUGGACAGAUAUGCACCCUGUGAGAUGCUGUUACACAUCUAUGAAACGGUCUAUAAAAUCAGAAGCACUCUGUUGGCUCAAAACUCUCCAAGGACUUCACAGGUGCAGGCUGCUGCCAGACAGACUUCUCAUGCCACCCAGAGUACUGAUGGAGACAGACAACAGGACAAACUCCACAGUGGAUCAGGCAGAAAAGGAACCCGAGCAGAGUCACAGUAGCCAUGAGUGCAGGUUUCCCCCACUGCGGUAGCAAACCACAACCAGGAGGAGGUGGUGGAGGAGGAUACUUUUGGCAACAGCCGUAUGUACCUGUCAGAAGUGCUUGAAUCAUUCAUGGCCACGAGGGAAGCCAUGCAAGUACAGCAGAAUGUGACAGUGUACGAGUCCUUUGGCACGUCCACCCUACCUAGCAGCAUGGAGAGCCCCGUCUGCCCUGAGAAACAGCCAGAUGUCACACAGCAGUGGGAGAAACAGAAAGAGUCAGAGGAAAACUUGCCGUUCCCAGCUGCCUGCCAUCUGGUAGUGUCCCGUUGUCUCUUUCUCCUGCUGGGGGUAAGGCCUGCCUGUAUAGAACCAACAAAAAAGGAGAACACAGUGAACCUGGGAGCAAGGGAACCAUCUGCAGAGUCCUUCAUACUGGCCUAUGAUACUCAUAAACAGGCUGACCAAUCCAAAAAUAUAUUGGGAACUUUCAGGAAUAAAAUGGGUUUGCCUCUUUGUUCUCUGGAAGUCAUGAAAGAUGCUUGGCAGCGCCUGCGACAGUGUAUCAUCCCAACUGUCACUGUGGCCCACAGUGGCAGCUAUGUAUUGCCUAUUCAGAACCAGGUCUUCUACUUUGUCUGUGGAAACCUGGUGCAUUUAUCAGCUUCCUCCCCAUCACUGCCAGGUGGACAGACGUGUAGUCAGUCAGAUCCAAGGGGCUUUUCUUGUGCUGUGCUGCAGCAGCAACAGAGAGCUAAGAUGCGUCUGGAAGCCUUGUGUCAGAUGUCAUCCUUCCUGUCCAAGAUGGAAGAAAAAAGCAGUGUUUUAGAGUUUCCCCCCCAGGCUCCUGCAUUGUUGCAGUCUGUGCAGCUGCAGUUCCUCUCUGGGUGCUUUGGUCUCGGAACACAAAUUAUCGGAUCACAAUCUGGAGCCGACUACGAGAUGCAGCAUUACACGUCUGGUACACAUUCAGCUUCCAUGGAUACCAAAAGAGAACUACAGUCUGCAGCCCAUCACUUCUACCAGCAGGUUUGUGUGUGUCUCAGACAGCGGGUCCUUUUGGAAAGAGACCAUCCAGGUUCCUGCCAACAUCUUGUCCUAGCCACAAUGUUUGCACUGAAUUACUGUUACCAACCAGUGGACCUGGUGCUUGUCGUCAAGUGCGGCAUCUUGGAAAUCCUUUCUCUGCUGACCAAUAAUGCCGGUGCACUGCUGAGCCAGGGUUGGUUUGCAGCCUGCACAUCUGGAUCUAUGCUACUAAGUGGGGCUGUCAGACUCGCCUCCAACCGCCUGCUUCAGAUACUGACUGUAGCUGCAAGCACUUGUGAGGACAUGCUGCCGCUGGAUGUGUCCCAUGCUCUAAUGGAAGUGAUGUGUGUGCAGCUCCAGAAUAUUCUCAUCACCUUCCAACAACAGCAGGCAACAGAGAGAAGAACAGCUGAACGAACAGAAGUGGAAUCCAGCAGCAACAGUUCGAAUCUGUUCGGAAUGCAAAGCAGUAAAGUGGUUGAAUCUCAGCUUGCAGACUUCUUGGUAUUUCUGAGGCGCGUACUGUCAUUACGAGUGAUGAAAAGACUGUCUAACUUUGUUAAGUGGAUUGAACCACUCAUGGCCAUUAUUUCCCACAAGUGCUCUUUAGGAUCUCCAUACUUCCAGAAUCUCCGUACCAAGCUUUUGGCCUUCCAUGUUUUAGAAAGACUGCUGCCAGUAUGUUCUGAUGCAGUUCAGAUCCAACAGAUUGUUACACAACUUUUUCAACUGUUAUCUGCUUAUAUGUGGGAGGAGCCACUGGCUGAGAUGAACCACGAGGUGAUACUGGAAAAAGACAAGGGGAAUCCUGGCAGCUGUGAUGAAUGCAUUCCUAUUGGAGAUUUUUCCUUUGAUCCACAUAAACUAAUCUGCUGUUCACUGGAAGGCGGGAACAUUCUUUCCCACGGCACAGGAGGAAAAGGAUAUUGCUUGGCAACCACUGCCAUCACAUCUGGUUGUUUCAUAGGGAAGUUCUACAUUGUGAAAGAGAAAGGCAAUGAGGGGACAUGUAUCGGCGUGUCCCGCUGGCCAGUCCGAGAUUAUAACCACCACACCACCACUGAUAUGUGGCUGUAUCGUGCUUACAGUGGCAACUUGUACCAUGGAGGAGAAUUGGUCCGGACUCUUCCCUCCUUCACUCAGGGUGAUACUAUCACCUGCAUCCUGGACAUGGAAGCUCACACCGUGUUAUUUGCUAAGAAUGAAAAGGAACCAAAGUUGGCAUUUGAAGGUGUGGCUGCCUCUGAACUCUACCCUUGUGUUUUGUUCUACAGCAGUAAUCCUGGGGAGAAGGUGGCGUUGCGUGACCUCCAGAUGCGAGGCAUGCCCAGUCGCUUAUUUCCUGGGGAUCCUCUCUGCAGCCCACGAGCCACUGUGUUGUUAGAGUCUACAGUACUGCUCCUCCGUAGACUCCAUCCAUAUGAACAUUGGUCAUCUCAAAUCAACAAGCACAUUCAUACUCAGCUGGAGCUAAUUGGCCCCCUGUUGAAAGACUGUGACUUCAAUCCAGGCCUCAGUCCCACAUAUGUUGACACAGAAACAAAUGAAAGAGAAGACCUGAUUGGAAAUGACACUGGUGAAAUAAGACAUUGUCAGGGCCUGUCAGAGGGCAAGCUGGCUGUUCUUUGCACUGAAGUGUGGCCAGUGCUGGCCCUGAUCGGAGGAGUGGACAGCGGUCUCCGGGCUGGAGGAAGAUGCUUGCACAAACCCAGUGGACGUAAGGCCAUUCUGCUGGGGGUUCUUAAGGAGGGAAGCUCCCAGGCCAAGCUUCAGUGGGAGGAGACUGAACUCUCUGUCAGCCCCAUGAAUUCUUGGUCACCUAGUGAUACACCAAUCAUCACCUUGGAGCCCUGUGACAUGCACAAUUGCGACAUCAUCCGACUUGGAGGACUCAAACUGUCUGUAGUAUUAGAUCUAAUUUAUUUGAUGGGCCUGUUGGAGGAGCAUGAGUGGAAGGAGCUACAUCCAGCUCCGACAAGUAAAUGCUCAGAGGCAAAUGUGACAGAAUGUGAGUUGCAGCGCUAUGUGGAAGAAAUACACCAAGAAGAUGUAUGGCUAACAGAGGAUGAAAGAAAAAUGUUUGAGGAGGAGAAGGCUGAGAUCGAUCCAUUAUCUCCACCAUCUUCAUUCAAAGAUGCCAGCAAGAUUAUGGAGCAUCAAGAGUUGACUUCCAGUCCAUGUCUACCACUCACCACACAAGCCUCCCAAAUCUCAUUGGUGGAUGUUUUAGCGCUUGAACUGAGAACAGUUAGAGUUUCAUACCUUCUCACUGGAGCUUUGAAAUCAUUAACUGUUAUUUUUAGUUGUGAGUUAUCAGAUUUGUUCAUAGUGCCCAAAUGUGACCCUGCUGACUGCCGCACAAGUCCCAUUUCCAGCCCGAGUUCCGACCAGGCCAAAGCCAGUGAUACCACGCAAUGCAGUCAGAGUGCUGAACUGAAGUCAUUGCUGCAGUAUGUGGUGCAGAGCAUGGUGAAGUGGGCAGUCAGGCCCUGCCCCAUCAAACAGAGCGUGUCGCUUGCUGACCUAGAAAGAGCUCAGGUCAUGAUCUACAAAGGAGCAAUUAGGACACUGCUGGAAGAUGUGGGAGACAAACAGUGUAAAGAAUCUGCCCAGCACUUGUCCUCCCAGCCAAUUUCCCAGUCUUCCAGCUCUGCCUCCCUCUACAGUGCAUGCUCAGAGGGCACUGCUAUCUUUGGGCAAUCAAACCGAGCCUCUGUUUCAUCCUCUAAUACUGACUUGGCCUCUUCCCUGCCAACAAACCUUCAGAUGGAUGGCUUUGAUAAUUUCAACCCUUUCCUUCCAUCAGCCUCCUCCAGUGAGCACAUGGUGCUAACGCGUUUACCUUCAAUUACCGGCCUGGUUAGCACGACUCCUGCGCUGCACCCUUGUUUGGUUGGCCAGCUCUGCUUCUUUGAUGCCUUCACAGAACAGCAAACUAGCUUCAUGGAACCUGGUCCCUGCAGCACACAGGCUAGAAGCAGCUUGGAACGGACACAAAUGUUUGUCACCAGUCGGUUGCUAGAAAUGGGAUUUUCUAUGAGACAUAUCUACUUGGCCAUGGAGGCAGCAGAUGUAGCAGGUGACUUGGACUCUCAAACCAUUGAGGUGUUGGCCAGAUGGAUGCUAGAGCACCCUCUGCACGAUGACCAGCAGCUGGGUGAGUCACACAGACCAGAGGGAGGUCCUGACACACCGUCCCCAGAUGGACCAGAGACGGUACAAUGUCCUGGCGCCUGCCUGGUCAACCCAGUGAAAGCCUGUUGCCAGGCCUUGGACUGGAUUGAGCGGGAGAACUUCUUGGAUGUCCACCUGACGAGGAACAGACCUCCUCCAGCACGGUGGCGGCGUUCAGGCCCUACUCAGAGGACCUCUUUCCGAAGACAGGUCAGAAUCAGCAUAAAGUUGUUGUUGUCAUUUUCAGAGCUGCCGCCGCUGUACCAGCAGCAUGCCGCAGUCGGUGACUGGCCAGAGCAAGUAGUUCAUCCCUACUCUGCUGAAGAGGAAUCAGAAGUGGGCUACAUGGAUGACCCAUACCACGAAGAAACCUAUGAAGACCUGCUCACACCUGUUUUCACCUUGGAUAGUGACACUCUUCAGAUAGUAGAGGGAAGAGAAGAACACAGACAGAUGGUGAAAUGCGAACUGUGCAACACACUAACUCUGCAAUUCAACAAUCACAUAAAGCGGCGACACCCUGGUUGUGGACAGAGUGCUGCACGUAAGGGCUACGACAGCACCGGCUCUUAUGUGGACGUCUGGUUCAAAGGGGAGUGUGGCUCCAACUUCCCUUUCUACCUCCUUUGUGGCUCCUGCAGGGAUAAAUAUCUGGCGGCAAACUUGUGUGACCUGAGUGGCAAACAUGAAAGGAUUAAAGGUUUGACAUGUGACUUGAUUGGCCAGUUGGAUAGCACAUCUGACGAUGAUUGGGAAAUGAGCCUCCAAGAUGACUGUGACACAGAUAGUCUGACAGGACUGGAGGACUUUGGGGUCUUGCUCAGACCACUGGGGUUAACUGAAAAGAAACUAGUUCCAGAUCCCAUCACCUUCACUGAGCCAGAUCCCCUCGGAGUGCUGGCAUACAGCUCCUCUGACCCUUGGAGAGUAGUGUCUACUCAAGGUGUGGUUCUUGUUGAACGCAAGACCUGUCUGAGUCUUGGCGAGCAGGCAGCAUCACUGAAGAACUCCUGUGAUCGACUGAGAGCUUUACGAAGAGUCACCUCCACAGCUCAGAUUCUGCUUUCUUACAGCAUGGUAAUGAAAGCUCUGUCUCAGGCUGCGUCAAGUGCGUCAUUGUGUAGCCAGUCAAGUGGACUAUUGUCCUUGGGUCUGGCAGACAUCCGUAUUCUGGUGCGUUUAAUGACUCUGGCAGCAGGGGGCAGAGUUUAUCCGUGCAUUGACAGACAGUCAAGUAUGAAGGGGAUGGUGACGGGCUGCAGCUCCUCUACCUGCCUGAGCUUCCUCACCUCAGCCAUCGGUAGUGUGGUGUCCCACAAUCCUACUGCUUACAGGCAACUUGUGGAAAUAUGCACUCAGGAACUAAAGGCCGCAGCUACAGGGAUGAUGAACACUGGAUUGAUCCGGGACUCCCAGCUAAGAGGUGAUAUGAACACAAUUGUAACUUCACCUCAGCGAGCUCAGCAGCACAGGGACUGCAGUGAGCUUAUGCCGCCAUCAUUCGUGGUUACACAAAGUCUGGUGUCCCUGCUUACUGAAAAGGGCGUCCAUUGUUGCACCCCAGAAAAAGCUGAAUAUGAAGCUAAUGGUGCAACACUGGGCGCCCUAGAGCUGGCUAAUGCACUGGCAGCAUGCGUCCUGUCUGCUCGGCUAGCAAGUAAACAUCGUCAGUGGGCUGCACAACAGCUGGUACAUGCACUGGCAGCCACAGGAAGGGACAGUGCCAGUCGGCCCCAGACCUACAGUGACCUAGCUGGGGACUUACGCAAAUGUCCUCUCAAGAGACUGGAAGGACAUUAUAACAGGGUGACCAGCUGCUUCUGGAACAAUGAAAAGAGGCUGUUGGCUACGUGGUGUCAAGACAAGAUGGUGCAGCUGUGGAACAUCAGCCACAACAAUGUGGAGCUACAUGCCACCUUCAGCUGUGAUACAAGUACAACAGACAGAUCAAGAUCAACAAGGCCUGGAAGAAGUCAUCCUGUGUCUCAUGUGUACUGGAGUGUUGGUGGAAACUUUGUGGCUGCCCCUGAGAACAAAUACAUCAACAUAAUUUCCAUCAGGGGAUCUCACUGUCAUGUGGAGGCCCAGGUCUCACGUGCCACAGCCCUCUGCUGGGCCCAGACUUUCAGUCUGUGGGUUCUUGAACAGUCUGUGGGCAGUGUGGACCAUCCCACUGAGAGCAUGUUGGUGGGGAGGCUGGAUGGCUCCCUCUGUUGGUUUCAGGUCACGAUCCAGGAAUCAGGGCUGCACGUGAAGACCAUUGAAGUCACCCACUGCUACAGGAAAGACGCCCCUCAGUGUAUAGCCUGGCACAGUGAGGACAAGCCUUUUGCAGUUGGCUAUCCAAAUGGAAAGAUGCUUCUUGCUACAGCUUAUGAUAAUGAGCAGCCUGUGGUGUUAUCUCUCUUUCCUGAGACUGUGAGUUCCUUAAAAUGGGAUCCAACCGGACACCUGUUGCUCUGUCUGGGCCGGUCUGAAGUAGUGAAGAUAUUGGGUCGAUCUGGGGGUACCUGGGUCACACUACACUCCCUCCUGCACACCGGCACAGUUAAUGUUGCUGAGUGGUGCUCGCUUCCUGGCAGAGCACCGGAUCCCAGACUCUUGAUGGCUGUAGGUUGUCAGAAUGGUGCCGUAUAUGUGUGGACUUUGCCACAGGGGGGUACUGCUGUAUCUUUGACGAACACAUUCAACAACUCUCUUAGCAAAAACAUAAGCUGUGACACUAAGCAGGACAAUGCAAAAUGCUUGUUUGUACUCAGUGGACACAUUACGGGAGUGAAGUCCCUUUCAUUUUGCCCCGGUGGAUUGGCUUUAGUGUCUGGAGGGAUCGGUGGGCUUGUCAAUAUCUGGUCCUUACUGGAUGGUUCAGUCUUACAAACUGUGACAGGUUUGGGUUCAGUGAUCAGUGCCACCUGGAUAUCAAACUUUGGUGUUGCUGCCUGUUUUGGGAGGUCAAAGGAUGUUUUGUUGAUCUGCUGCACGCCUGAUUGGAUCAGUCAAAAUCACGUGCUGGCUUCCUGUCGCAUGGUGCUCAGGAGCCAGAACAUCGUGGGUUUAAAUCGGGCGCCGUGUUUAGCCGUCUUCCUGGAGAGGCUGCCUUUGCUGUUGCAGGAGCAGUACACAUAUGAGCAGACCCAUGUGGCAGCUGGUGAUCAGUUAGUCCACAGUGCCUUUUUGCAGAGUCUGACUGCCUUGACUGUGGGCCUGUUCCUGGAGAAACACCUGUGCCGUUACCCACGCCCCCCACACCACAGUGGAUCUGAUGCCCACUCUUGCCCAUCAGAGUGGAGCUGGCUGGCCACUUACGCUACGACUGUCCGCAGUGCUGAGGCCAUUGCCAGCGGGACUGUUUUCCCAGAGACCUUCAUUGUGUCAGAUUUUCAAAACUGUGAUGACUGUGAACUCACCAAAGCACUGGACAAUAGUAAGUGGAGCAUCAGAAUGGAUGAACAGUUGAUGUCAUGGGCCACCAUCAGACCAGAGGACUGGCAGCAAGGCGGGAAGAGCGAUGUGUACCUGUGGGGCAAUGGACGCUAUGGACAGCUGGCAGGAAUGGAAACAAACCCAAUGAUGCCCAUUCUUGCACCAUCUCUGCUACAGACUCAACAAGUUGUAUGUGGGCAGAACUGUACUUUCCUUGUCCAGUCCAAUGGGACAGUACUGGCUGUGGGAGAAGGACAGUAUGGCAGACUGGGUCAGGGAAAUUCAGAUGAUCUCUAUGUUCCAACUAUUAUCUCUGCCUUUCAAGGGUAUGUGGUGACACAACUGGUGACAUCUUGUGGGUCAGACGGACACUCUUUGGCCCUUACUGAAACUGGAGAAGUUUUCAGUUGGGGAGAUGGUGAUUUUGGGAAACUGGGCCAUGGCAACAAUGAAAGACAGAGGAGACCAAAACAAAUUGAAGCCUUACAAGGAGAGGAAGUGAUUCAGCUGGCUUGCGGCUUCAGGCACUCGGCUGUGGUAACGGCUGAUGGAAAAUUGUUCACUUUUGGUAGUGGUGAAUCUGGGCGUUUGGGUCUAAGGUCAACAUCCAGCAAGAUGCUGCCUGAAAGGGUGGCUGCACUCGAAGGGUAUCAUGUAGGACAGGUGUCAUGUGGUCUCAACCACACUCUGGUGCUAUCCCAGGAUGGCAUGAUUGUGUGGGCAUUUGGAGAUGGAGACUAUGGUAAUUUGGGAACAGGGUCAUCUACAGCAAAGUACUACCCUCAGAAAGUGGAGCAACUUUGCAACAAGGGGGUUAAUAAGGUCAGCUGUGGGACUCAGUUCUCUGUGGUCUUGACCUGUGAUGGACAUGUCUACACAUUUGGACAAGAGCGUCUGAUUGGCCUGCCAGACUCUAUGCUCAAGAAUAAAUCCUGCCCUCAAGUGGUGCCUUCACUGGAGGGGCUGUUCAUUGAAGACAUUGCUGUGGGCUGUGAACACGUCCUAGUGUUGUCCUCCACUGGAGAUGUCUACGCGUGGGGCUGCAACAGCGAGGGACAGCUUGGACUUGGCCACUGCAGCUCUGUGAAGGAGCCCACACUCAUUACAGCCCUUCAAGGGAAGAACAUUAGACAGAUUUCUGCUGGACGCUGUCACAGUUCAGCUUGGACUACCCCCUCUACCUCAACUAGAAACUCAGGUGGCUCUGGAAAUUUCCAGCUCGACCUUCCUCAGGCAGUCCCUCCCCAGUAUAACACUCUGAAAGACUGCAGCCCCGAUGUCCUCAGCAUGCGCCUCCGGGUCCUCUACCACUUCUCUGACCUCAUGUACAAGUCCUGGAGACUGCUCAAUCUCGAUGCCAAGAAUCUGGCAUCCACUUCACGCUAUAGUUCAGGGACAACAGCCAUCAUUCGGGGUGAGCUCAGAGGGCUUCUGUCACCCAAGGUCAAUACUCUGCCUCUAGUACGCUCCAUUGGCAGAACCAUGACCCAGGGCAAACCAUAUGGACCGCAAAUCACUGUGAGACGGAUUUCCACAAGGGGGCAUUCUAGCAAGCCCAUCUUCGUGCAGAUCGCAAAGCAAGUAGUGAGCCUGAAUCCUGUGGAGCUGCGGCUGCCAUCACGAGCCUGGAAAGUGAAGCUUGUUGGAGAGGGAGCUGAUGAUGCUGGAGGUGUGUUUGAUGACACCAUCACUGAGAUGUGCCAGGAGUUGCAGUCUGGUGUGGUGGAUCUUCUUAUCCAUACUCCCAACAGCUUUGCUGAUGUUGGCAGUAAUACUGACAGGUUCCUGCUGAAUCCAGCAGCACUCUCAGAGGAUCACACAGUCCAGUUCCGCUUCCUUGGCAUUCUAAUGGCAGUGGCCAUUCGCACCAAGAAGCCACUGGACUUGCAUUUGGCUCCAUGGGUGUGGAAGCAGCUCUGCUCUAUGCCUCUGGGAGGGUCUGAUCUGGAGGAGGUGGAUCUACUCACCUACCGCAGCCUGCAAGGAAUUGUUCACCUAGAAAACAGUGGAAUCACAGCAGAUAAUUUUCAUGUGAUGAUCCCACUGGACUCAUUUAUGGCCCAUAGUGCUGAUGGAAGGCUGGUACCAGUGGUAUCUGGUGGUCAAAACAUCUCCCUGACCUUUGCCAACAGGACUGAAUAUGUGGAAAAAGCGAUGGACUACAGACUGCAUGAAAUGGAUUCACAGGUGGCAGCAGUCAGAGAGGGCAUGUCUGCCAUCAUCCCCGUGCCCCUCCUCUCCCUGCUCACAGAGCAGCAGCUGGAGAAGCUGGUCUGUGGUCUACCAGAGGUUUCUGUCGAGAUGCUGAAGAAGUUGGUGCGUUACCGGGACAUCACAGAGAGCCACCAUCUUAUUAGCUGGUUUUGGCAAAGCCUGGAGGAAUUCACCAACGAGGAGCGAGUACUUUUCCUGCGUUUUGUCUCCGGCAGGUCCAGGUUGCCUUCAAACCUGGCUGAUAUCACACAGAAGUUCCAAAUCAUCAAGGUUGACAGGCCAGUCAACGGCCUCCCUACGGCUCAGACCUGCUUCUUCCUGCUUCGCCUGCCUCCUUAUACGAGUCAGGUCAUCCUAGCCGAACGCCUGCGCUACUCCAUCCACAACUGUCCCUCCAUUGACAUGGACAACUACAUGUUGUCUCACAACACCGACCCAGCGGAGAGCUCUGAACCCGAGGACUGAGAGGAGGGGCUGCGGGCCACACAGUGAUGAAUGAAUGUAUCUUCUCCGAUGCCAUGCACGUUAUGCACUGAACAGCCAAAUCGAUACGGUAGUCGAAUAUUUAUAGCUCGAUUAUUUGAUGGAUUUAUGUAGGUUUGAUUUUUCAAAUGGUGCAACAUGUACAGUAAGAUCUAUACUGUAUACAGUGCACUUCGACCCUGACUCUUUUUUUUUUUUUUU